Messenger RNA from Bubalus bubalis (water buffalo), 900 nucleotides. RefSeq lists its product as uncharacterized. The record is from RefSeq and is a predicted model, not a curated record. The coding region runs from base 16 to 900 and encodes 294 amino acids. NCBI's taxonomy places the organism in Eukaryota, Metazoa, Chordata, Mammalia, Artiodactyla, Bovidae. Gene Ontology annotation, cellular component: blood microparticle; external side of plasma membrane; immunoglobulin complex, circulating. Gene Ontology annotation, biological process: phagocytosis, recognition; complement activation, classical pathway; phagocytosis, engulfment. Gene Ontology annotation, molecular function: immunoglobulin receptor binding; antigen binding. The transcript is spliced from 7 exons.
CUCAUCUGCUCGAAGAUGAACCCACUGUGGACCCUCCUCUUUGUGCUCUCAGCCCCCAGAGGGGUCCUGUCCCAGGUGCAGCUGAAGGAGUCGGGCCCCAGCCUGGUGAAGCCCUCACAGACCCUCUCCCUCACCUGCAUGGCCUCUGGAUUCUCAUUGACCAGCUAUGCUGUAGGCUGGGUCCGCCAGGCUCCAGGGAAGGCGCUGGAGUGGGUUGGUGGUUUAGAUAAUGAUGGAGACACAUGCUAUAACCCAGCCCUGAAAUCCCGGCUCAGUAUCACCAAGGACAACUCCAAGAGCCAAGUCUCUCUGUCACUGAGCAGCGUGACAACUGAGGACACGGCCGUGUACUACUGUGCGAAGGACACAGUGAGGGGAAGUCAGUGUGAGCCCAGACAAAAACCUCCCUGCAUUGGGGCCCGUGACCACCAGGGGGCGCUCAGGACUCAGUACAGAGCUGAGCCCUGGAGCAGGGAACUCAGUAAAACACUUGCUGCUCCUACUGCUAAGUCACUUCAGUCGUGUCCGACUCUGUGUGACCCCAUAGACGCCAGCCGAAUAGAGCUCCUCAAUGCACAUUCCUCCUCAAGCUCCAAGGAAAAACCCACCCCUGGGCUAUGGGAGCUCACCACUCUCUGCUUACACAGGAUGGAGGUCUCACUGAAGGUGCAGGAGUCGGGCCCAGAACUGGUGAAGCCCUCGCAGAUCGUCUCCCUCACAUGUGCUGUCUCUGGUUGCUCCGUCACGUGGUUAUGGGGCACGUCUAAGAACCAGUCCUCCCUGCAGCUGAGCUCUGUGACCACUGUGGACACAGCUGUGUAUUACUGUGCAAGAGACACAAAGUGCAGGAGUGAGGACACAGCUGCAGGGCCACAGGGAGGUGGGGGAGCAGAGCCCUAA